Pseudophryne corroboree (corroboree frog) is the source of this 6701-nucleotide messenger RNA. RefSeq names its product pumilio RNA binding family member 2 (gene PUM2). The record is from RefSeq and is a predicted model, not a curated record. Gene Ontology annotation, cellular component: cytoplasm; cytosol. Gene Ontology annotation, biological process: regulation of mRNA stability; miRNA processing. Lineage: Eukaryota; Metazoa; Chordata; Amphibia; Anura; Myobatrachidae. The transcript is spliced from 22 exons. Gene Ontology annotation, molecular function: mRNA 3'-UTR binding. Bases 35 to 3799 code for a protein of 1254 amino acids.
GGGUGUCUCCCCCUCAGGUGGACUCGGAGGCUGCAUGGAGGAGGUGGCCAGCCUCCCUCCCUCUCUCUCCCAGGCUGCAGUGCGCACUAGGGGGAGGAGGAGGAGGUGUACCAGCACUCGGGCCGCCGCCGAUUCGCCGAUCUCCUUCUCGCCAUGUUGCCGUGAGUCGGGCCUGCAGCUCCCGGCCUCCGUAUAUGCGUCCCGACCCUCGCUCUGGAGCUGUCACCGAGCCAGGCGGUGCCUAUGUGGAAUGAACAUUCCAUGUGUCGUCGGCAUGAAUGAAGUGGCUUGGCAAGAGGCGAGAGGAAUGAUGCAUACGAGCAACGGGCAGGAAGCACUUGGGGUGGGGAUGGUCCCCUCUGGAGGAGCAGCGUCGGGGCCCAUUGGAAACCACCCACAUGGCAUGCCUCCCGGGGCUUCCAUCGCGCAGGUGCCCCUGAGCGGCCGCUCUCAAGAUGAUGCCACGGUGGGAUAUUUCUUCCAGAGGCAAGCUGGAGAACAGGUGAACGGCUACACCAAUAAGCACCGCUGGCCAACAGGGGAUAGCGUAGAGGCUUCGGUGAGGUCUGCGGAUGACAUGAAUCAUGACUUCCAGGCUCUGGCUUUGGAAUCUCGAGGAAUGGGAGAGCUUUUACCAGCCAAAAAGUUUUGGGAGGCUGACGACCCGGCUAAGGAUGGACAGAAAGGGAUGUACCUUCCGGAUGAAUGGCGGGAGAACACGUGGGGAGCAUCACACCAUUCCAUGUCCCAGCCAAUCAUGGUACAGAGGAGACCCGGACACGGCUUUCAGGGAAACCACGAUGCCAACUCCGUGCUGUCUCCCCGCUCUGAGAGUGGCGGCCUGGGAGUCAGCAUGGUGGAGUAUGUCCUGAGCUCGUCGCCUGCAGAUAAACUUGACCCACGGUUUCGGAAAGGACCCUAUGGUGCUAGAGAUUGUGAAUUAGAUGGACCAGAGAAAGGGGAGCAAAAAGGAAAAGCUCCUUCAUUCGAAGAGGAAAAGAAGUGGGAUUUAAUUUCUGCUGAUGGUGACGAGGUCUCCAAGCUGAACGGCAGGGGACUUCCUAAUGGAAUUGACGCAGACUGCAAAGAUUUCAACCGUACUCCAGGAAGCCGCCAAGCCUCUCCCACAGAGAUAGCAGAAAGAAUUGGCCCGAACCAGAAUGUUACUGAGGGACUAGGACAGCUUUCAAACUCCAUGGUCAACAAGCCCCUGACAGAUGAGUUUGGAAGCCCGGAAAGCCAGAACCUGGAUGGCAUGGAACAAGUCGGACUGGAUUCUUUGCAGUUUGACUAUCCCGGGAAUCCGCUACCGAUGGACUCUGCCGGAGCGAAUGUUGGGCUGUUUGACUAUAGCACCCAGCAACAGCUCUUUCAGAGACCCAAUGCUUUAACAAUGCAGCAAUUAAAUGCAGCCCAGCAGCAGCAGCAACAACAACAGUAUGCUCUAGCAGCAGCGCAGCAGUCCCACUUAGCGGGUAUGUUUUCAGCAGGUCUGGCUCCAGCUGCCUUUAUGCCAAACCCUUAUAUCAUCAGCACUGCCCACCCUGGCACAGAUCCGUACACCGCGGCUGGCCUCGCUGCAGCUGCAUCCUUAGGAGGUACGUACACUUUAGGACCUGCAGUUGUCCCACCACAAUAUUACGGCGUUCCAUGGGGAGUAUACCCAGCUGGAUUAUUCCAGCAGCAAGCCGCCGCCGCAGCCUCCGCCGCAAACAGCAACAACCAGCAGGCGGCAUCACAAGCAUCCCAGGGUCAGCAACAGGUUAUGCGGGCAGCAGCCAACCAGCGUCCGCUUACACCCAGCCAGGGCCAGCAGGGACAGCAGAACGACUCGCUUGCCGCCGCAAACUCCGCCCUGGCGUUUGGACAGGGUCUGGCCACUAGCAUGUCAGGCUACCAAGUCCUCACACCCACUGCCUAUUACGAUCAAAACGGUGCCUUGGUGGUUGGCCCCGGAGGGAGAGCAGGGCUUGCGGCCCAAGUACGUCUAGUGGCGUCCACCCCAGUCCUCAUCAGCCCUGCAGCUGCACAGGCUGCUGCUGCAGCAUCCGCCUCUGGCGCCAACAGCCUUACAGCAGCCACAAACGGCAUCUUCCGCCCCAUGGCCCCCCAACAGCAGCAAGCACAGCAGCAGUCGCAGCCCAACUCCAACCUCCAUUCCAGUUCAUUCUAUGGGAAUAACUCUCUGACCAACAGCUCUCAGAGCAGCUCUUUGUUCUCGCAUGGGCCUGGUGGGCAGCCCGGAAACACAUCUCUUGGCUUCAACAGCAACAACUCUCUGGGAGCAGCUAUCGGCUCGGCGUUCGGCAGCUUUGGCUCAUCAGUUGGCAAUUCCGCAGGUAGUAGUGGCUCAAGGAGAGAUUCCCUGACUGCUAGCUCUGACUUGUACAAAAGGUCUAGCAGCAGCCUAGCGGCCAUAGUGCAGCCGUUUUACAAUAGCCUGGGAUUCUCCUCCUCUCCAAGUCCAAUAGGCAUGCCUCUUCCAAGCCAAACGCCCGGACAUUCACUAACGCCUCCGCCAUCACUAUCAUCACAUGGAUCUUCAUCCAGUUUGCAUUUAGGGGGUCUGACAAAUGGCAGCGGGCGCUAUAUUUCUGCAGCCCCUGGAGCAGAGGCCAAGUAUCGUAGCGCAGCCAGCGGAUCCAGUUUUUUCAGUUCCAGUAGCCAGCUCUUCCCGCCCUCGCGCCUUCGAUACAACAGGUCAGACAUCAUGCCCUCCGGGCGUAGCAGGUUAUUAGAAGACUUCCGCAACAACCGCUUCCCCAGCCUACAGCUCAGGGAUCUCAUUGGGCACAUUGUUGAAUUCUCCCAAGACCAGCACGGAUCCAGGUUCAUACAGCAGAAGCUAGAACGGGCCACGCCGGCCGAGCGCCAGGUGGUGUUCAGCGAGAUCCUGCAGGCCGCCUAUCAGCUGAUGACUGAUGUUUUCGGGAAUUAUGUCAUUCAAAAGUUUUUUGAAUUCGGCAGCAUGGAUCAGAAGCUGGCGUUGGCGACACGUAUACGGGGGCAUGUGCUUCCUCUAGCAUUACAGAUGUACGGAUGCAGGGUCAUUCAGAAGGCUCUUGAAUCCAUAUCUCCGGAUCAGCAGAGCGAGAUGGUGAAGGAGCUGGACGGACAUGUGCUGAAGUGUGUGAAGGAUCAGAACGGGAACCACGUGGUGCAGAAAUGUAUUGAGUGUGUCCAGCCGCAGGCCCUACAGUUCAUUAUCGAUGCCUUCAAAGGACAGGUGUAUGUACUUUCAACUCAUCCUUAUGGCUGCAGAGUCAUACAGCGUAUUCUGGAGCACUGUACAACUGAGCAGACCUUGCCUAUCCUGGAUGAAUUGCAUCAGAGCACAGAGCAGCUGGUGCAGGACCAGUAUGGGAAUUAUGUCAUCCAGCACGUGCUGGAACAUGGUCGAUCAGAAGACAAGAGCAAGAUUGUGUCUGAAAUAAGAGGAAAGGUUCUAGCAUUAAGUCAGCACAAGUUUGCCAGUAAUGUUGUGGAGAAAUGCGUCACCCACUCGUCCCGUGCUGAGAGAGCCCUGUUGAUCGAUGAGGUCUGCUGCCAAAACGAUGGACCUCACAGUGCCUUAUACACCAUGAUGAAGGACCAGUAUGCAAACUACGUGGUGCAGAAGAUGAUUGACAUGGCUGAAUCCGCCCAGCGCAAAAUCAUCAUGCAUAAGAUCCGACCACACAUCACAACGCUACGUAAAUAUACGUACGGGAAACAUAUACUGGCCAAGCUGGAGAAGUAUUACAUGAAGACCAGCACUGAUUUGGGGCCAAUGAUCGGGCCCUCAAACGGAAUGCUCUAGGGAAGGUCUGCAAAGGGGAAUACAAUGUGUUUCGACAACGCUUCUUGUGUAUGAGGAACCAUCCCAACCCUCCCGCCUCACUUUCUAUCCCAGCACCUGAUGUGUACCAUGCUAUUUAUUUGUUCUCCCACUUGAAAUCUCACUGUGGCUCUGAUAAACAUUUCAGGGCCCCCCUCUAACUGCGGCGGAAGUCUUACCCAAUUAUCUCACUAGUAGAAAACCAGAGCCUGUAAAUGAUGUAAGUGUAUCAAACUGUCACAUAUUUUGUACAUUUUUACCUUGUAAAGUUCUGUAAAAAGUGGUAGUUUUUAAAGGGAAAAAAAAAAGUAUUUUAAUACACUGGUUUGCCAGUUGGGUGAGUCUCCCGUCAUCGGAGCAUGGAGGGUUCAUUUGUAAAUAGAUUUCUAGUCUUACUUUGUUUGCAUAUUAUACAUUUUUUUUAUACGUUUUAAAGUACCUUUCCACGGGAAGGCCGAUUGGCUGUGGGCACAUAAAGACAGUAUACCAGUCACUGACACACAGUAGUCUAGACAAGUUUUUCAGGCCGAACCAACCUUUAGGAGGAGGCAGCCAGGUUCCAGUUGAUAGGUCGACAACAUAUGGUCGACGUGCAUUAGGUCGAUACGGUGAAAUGGUCGUCUGCUAAAAGGUAGGCAGUGAUUAAAGUCGACAGGUUCAAAAGGUUGACAUGAUAAUGGUCGACACAAGUUUUAUUUUUAAGGGGGUUGUUUUUUUUUUGUUUUUUUUAUACGUUUCCCAACUUUUGCUUUUAUUUACUAUCCACGUGGACUACAAUUGGGAAUAGUAACCUGUGGUGAGCGCAGCAAGCCACCUUGCACAAAGCGUGGCGAGUGAAUGUAACCGCUGAUUGUGGUCACAUAUGAUGAAACACCCAAAAUUGUGUUGACCAUUUUUGUGUCGACUUUUUGACCCUGUCGAGCUAGUGACUGACUACCUAUUUACUGUAGAUCUCGUAUACCGCACUCAUGCAGCCUGCCUGUUCACUAGGGACCAGUGACGUCAUGGUGGGGCACACGUUGUGUGUGCUGAACCGGCGCUCAUGAGGAAGCGUUCCCUAUCUGUUCUCUACGGAAGAGUGAUGUCACAGCGCCAUGGUACGCAGAGUGCCUUCUACCUCAGUCGUGUGACUGUUUUACGGUGAAUUGUGUCAGUUUCCUCGUGAAAUAGCGCCUCGUGCCUCAAUGUCACUGGCUUCUAAUUAAUUGAUAGGCUGCCUUCUCGCGGCCACAGAAUGGCUGCCUAUGCCACGUUAUAGACUUCCUCUACAAUCCGGAUGUGUGGCCACUGUCGUUCGGACUACUGCAGAACUGCACCAGCUAAGCAUUAUGUAGCUGUACAACAUAAAGGUUACUGAAUUUCAGCAUACACCCUCACCUGGCAGGGAGACGUGAGCUCCGGAACACCCAACACACCCCGAGCGUAUGAUCGCAUCAGUAAACAAAAAACAAACAUUUGUCCCCCCCCCUCCUUGACUAUCUAAUACAAGUACAAGCAGCAGGCAAUUAAUUCACGGUGCUUGUUUUUCUUUUCUUCUAUUCCCCCCCCUUUUUUAAUCUAGUUCUACAGGCACCAAGUAAAGCUGCAAUAGAUAGUAAUGAGAGCCAAGAUAACAAUAACACCUUACAAGUGUGAGCAGGGGGUCUGGUGCAAAAAAAACCUGCCCCGUUACCUCUUGCAUGCAAGGGAGGCUUUGAUGAAUUCCACUAUUGUGGUUCAUUGCAACCUCAGGCUGCUCAAUGAAAUAUAAAAGAGCCUCUUGUUCGCGAUGGAAACACUUAACCCCGGAGUCUCCAGAAGAAGGCUCCGCACAACUUCAGCACACACACUGAAGCACCGACUAUGGAACAUUGCAUUGGUAGUGAUGUUAGCGUAGUUUGUUUUUUGCCUCUCUCUUAUUUUCGUCCCCACCCCCCCUUGCGUAUAAAAUGGUGUGACAUUUUAAUAGCAGCUUAGAAAUUUUAUUUUUGCUGUCAUGAUUAGCCAAAACAAAAGUAGGUUUAGGUAGAGGUAAAAAAAAAAAAAAAAAAAAAGCCCUUUUGUCGGCUUUGACAUUUACGCAUGAUAAAAUGAAUAUAAAGAUAAAAAAAUAUCUAUUGAAAUGGCUUUGUUUGUAAUUUUUCCUUCUGUUUAUAUGAAUAUAUGCUUUGUAUCGUAGAAGUGUAACUAAUGAGUAGAUGACCGUUUACAGCGUCAAUGUUUAAUACGAGCCUUGCUUAUUUUGUAGUUGGUUGUACAGAUGUACAUUUGUAACUUUUGCUGUACAUGUCACGUGUUCUACCUCCCCGUCGGGGAUGGGGGGGGUCGAAAUAUUUUGCAUUUUAGUGUACAUUUGGGUGUCCCUAUUUUGCCUUGGCGAAUAGUGUUGUAUAAUGUAAAUUUCUUUUCUCUAAAUCAAGUUGUUGUUUUUUUUUUUUUUUUUUUUUUUAAACCAGCCUUUAUACAGCUUCGUAAAAUAUAUAAAUAUAUAAAUACCAGCUAUCUAUUUAUCUACCGCUGAAAAAAAAAACUGUUCUUGUUUAUAUACCACGGCUGUAAUAUGUUAAUAGAAAUCAGUGCAGUACAUUUUGCAUAGAUAAAUGAAACGAGUAUGAUAUUUAUAUUAUAAUAUAAAUUUCUUUCUCACCUGGGAAAUUCUCGGAAAAAGACCGGCGGCUUGCUUUGUAUAAAAGUACUGUAUUUUUGAUUAGCCUGCUCAAAAAAGCCAGGAGGAAAAAAAAAAUGUAUGUAAAUUCUUGUCCAUUUUGGUGAACAUACAACCCUGUAACGAUAACCUAUAGAUGGUGUACAUUUACAAGCGGCCUUAUGUACAUUUCCCAAUGAUCUUUUUAAAGGCAGAAUUGUGACCACAUGUGUAUAAUUAAAAUACUUUUUAAUCCUUUCA